UGGAGAUCAGGCACUCACACCUCUAGUGCUCCAGUCACGGCCACCUCUGGUCCUCCUUGAGGAGACACCAAACCCUCCGGAAGAUCUAUUGCUAGGAGAAACUAAGGCAGAAAGGAGAAACUGAGGCAGGAAGGGCGUGGCUGCCUAUGUUUCCCCUAGAUGCCGUUCCCAGUCUCAGUCCUUUACUCCCACACUCAGCGCCCCUACCGUGGCCCUGGCAAGGUGCAGCCGCGUGGCGGCGCGGGGCGGAGCUUAGCUGGGCAGGACCAGGAUGCAGAUCCUGGAAUAAGGCACAGGUGGUUGGGGCGUCCCGGGCAGGCUGAUCCGCGGGCUGGGCCUCUGACCCUCAGCGAGAAGGCCUGGCCGGUGAGGGGCUGUGGCAGAAGCAUGGAUCUCGGGUCCUCUGACCUGCUGGAUGUGUUCCUGGAGCCCCCAGAAGAUAUCUUCUCCGCAGGGUCCUUCCUGGAGCGGGGCUUCACCUGUUCCCCUCUGGAGGUUCCAGGGACCAGGCUCGGAGAACAGGGGUGGCGAGGCUGGGAGCCCAGUGCGGGCCACGGCUGUUCUGGUGUGGGCCUUCAGGAAAGUGAGUCUGAGGAUUUCCUGAAGCUUUUCAUCGACCCCAAUGAGGUGUACUGCUCCGAAGCAUCUCCUGGCAGUGACAGUGGCAUCUCGGAGGACCCUGGCCGCUCAGACAGCCCCCCUGGCCCACUGGCCCCUGGCUCUCCUGCCCUUUACGAGGUCGUCUAUGAAGCAGGGGCUCUUCAGCAGGCUCAGGGGGAAGCUGGGCCAACCUUAGGGCUCUUCUCCAUCCAGCUAGAUCAGUGGAGCCCACAGUUGGUGGUACCUGAUGCCCGUGGAGUCCACGAGCUGCCCUUUGAUGCUCACACUCACAUCCUGCCCACUGCCAUGGCCUCGGUGCCUCCAGCCACCCUGCUGCCCUGCCAAAGCCUGCUCCUGACGGAUGAGGAGAAGCGUCUGCUGGGGCAGGAAGGGGUUUCUCUGCCCUCUCAUCUGCCCCUGACUAAGGCAGAGGAGAAGGUCCUCAAAAAGGUCAGGAGGAAAAUCCGGAAUAAGCAGUCGGCUCAAGACAGUCGGCGGCGAAAGAAAGAAUACAUCGAUGGGCUCGAGACCAGGGUGGCAGCCUGUUCUGUACAGAACCAGGAACUGCAGAAAAAGGUCCAGGAGCUGGAGAGGCACAACAUCUCCCUGGUAGCUCAGCUCCGCCAGCUGCAGAUGCUCAUUGCUCAGACCUCCAACAAAGCUGCCCAGACCAGCACCUGCGUUCUGAUCCUUCUCUUUUCUCUGGCUCUCAUCAUCCUGCCCAGCUUCAGCCCCUUUCAGGGUCUACCAGAAGCUGGGCCUGAAGAAUACCAGCCUCAUGGAGUGAUUUCCAGGAAUAUCUUGACCCACAAGGACAUGGGAGGAAGUCUGGAGACUCCAGUGAUAGAGUCCAAAGUGGGGGAGUCACCUGGAGCUCAGAGGGCAAAUGGCUCAAGGAUCCCACCAGAGAAGAUGGGCCUGAAGACCAAAUCCAGGGGGCACCUCAGAACUGUACAUGCAGAUGAGAUGUGAGCUGGGGCAGAGACCUUCCUGGCCUCCUUCCCAGUCACAGUAAGGAAUCUAGGGCGCCCCUCAGGCUCUGCUUCUGCUGGGAAUUCCCACUCAGUGUCUCUUCCUUUCAGGAUCUGAAUCACUUGAGAAUACCCUAGGACAGUGAUGGCGAACCUUUUAGAGUUUUCAAUGAUAGCAAACAGUCCGCUGCCACAUGCAUGCCAUAGCACUUUGUAGCCCAGGCUGGUCUCGAACUUGCAACAAUCUGCCUGCCUCAGCCUCCCGAGUGCUGGGAUUAUAGGC
Chinchilla lanigera (long-tailed chinchilla) is the source of this 1854-nucleotide messenger RNA. It is a transcript of the gene Creb3l4, whose product is annotated as cAMP responsive element binding protein 3-like 4. Bases 160 to 1572 code for a protein of 470 amino acids. Lineage: Eukaryota; Metazoa; Chordata; Mammalia; Rodentia; Chinchillidae. The transcript is spliced from 10 exons. The record is from RefSeq and is a predicted model, not a curated record. Gene Ontology annotation, cellular component: nucleus. Gene Ontology annotation, molecular function: RNA polymerase II cis-regulatory region sequence-specific DNA binding; DNA-binding transcription factor activity, RNA polymerase II-specific. Gene Ontology annotation, biological process: regulation of transcription by RNA polymerase II.